AGUUCCGGUUCUCGUUCCCCGCUUCGCGUUGCCACGGCGUUCGCCCCGUCCGUCUGCUUGGGGCAGGCCGACGCGGUCGUUUGCAGACGGCCUUCGGACGGCGAAGGUCCCAGUCGUGUCGUCGUGCGUCGCUUGCGAAGGCGCCCGCCACCUUCGAAAGUCGGCGUGGCAGUUUGCUACACGCACGCCAACUUUAUACUCACACCGUCUUCCUGACUUUCCCAAACGCUGCUUUCUUUUCAACAACAUUUUACGUUGGUGCGCGUCGAGUACGUCGCGUCGCGGUUCUUUUAAGUUGUGUGUGUCGUGCGGUUUGUUACCUCGUCCAGGUGUAGUAAGCGCUAGUUGGCCUGCCGACGCUCACUCCCGUUCCGCGUAGCUUGAGCGAACGGUCCCGUCUCGGCCCACCUUGCAUUUCAUCAACCCCUACCCCCUUUGGAUUUCGCGCACGCGCCGGUGAACUUUCCUGCAAAGAGUGUGUGUUCGAGCCGAUCUUCGUUUGUGCAAGUUGGCCCCUAAAUAUCUCUACAACUGUUCGUCAAAGACCGCUGGAGUCAACGAGCUUCUGCUGGGAAAGAAGAGGAACGCGGCAUCACAAGGUAAGCGGUCUCUGCUGCUGCUCCAGCCGCAACCUCUUCGAAAAAGCUGUGAGCCAAGCGACUCCUAGUAUGACGGUCCGAAAGAGGAGGGUCCAUCGUCCUCACUCCAACAGCUAGGCUUGCCUGGACAGCCACUUGUUCCGGAGCCGUUCAUUCUCGGCUCGUCCACUGAGGCAAGCUUCGACACUCCAGAAUCGAUGAGGUGGCUACAUAACCCUGCUGAUUUUCGAGACGACGCUUACGACUAAAGAUGAAGCCAAGAUGACCUUGGGGGCUAGUGGGGCCUCCAUUGCUGGCGAGAAAGUACUAUUUCGGCCGUAGCAGACACGGUGUCUCCACUUCUGCGGCCAUGCCAGGGUGCCUGGGUGUCGUGCAGUCGCGGCUACGGUUGCUGCCUCUGCUAUUCCUGGCCUUUUGGACGUGGACGGCAGCGCGCGCCAUGUGUCCGUCACGGUGCAUCUGCGACGACGAGAAUCUCCGAGUGGUGUGUGACUCGGCUUAUCUGGACGUGGUGCCCAUCACGCUCAACCCGAACUUGCGCGAGCUGAGCCUCGUGAAUAACCACAUCAAGAGUGGCGUGUCUUCAUUCAGCGUCUAUGGAAACCUGCGCUAUCUGGACGUCUCGCACAACCAGCUGGUAUCGCUGGGCAAGGAGAACUUCCGCUCCCACAAGCAUCUCGUCGUACUUGUCCUGGCGAGGAACAUGAUCUCGCAGCUCGACAACACGACGUUCAAGGGACUCGACGAGCUGCAGACGCUGCUACUGAACGAGAACUACAUCGACAGCAUUCCAGCCGGGGUAUUCAUGCCGCUCAAGAAACUGGAAAAGCUGGAUCUGUCACAGAAUCGUCUAGUCAGGGUCACUGAACAGGCGUUCCAGGGGCUGACCAAGUUGAAAACCCUGUUACUGCGGGACAACAAGUUUGUGACGAUACCGAGCCAGGCGUUCGCGCCGUUGUCGUUUUUGUUAAACCUGGAUCUCGGUCUCAACAUGUUCUCCAACAUUCCGGAGGAAGCCUUCGUGGCGUUGAAGCAGCUCGAGGAACUGUCGUUAGACGGCUGCGGCGUGAAGACGGUGCAGAACGGAGCGUUUCGGCAACUGUCCGCAUUGCGCCAACUAAAGCUGCACGAUAACGAGCUCGAAGAGGUGCCCACGGCGACAUUCCAGGAUAUCACGCGGCUGGAAGUCCUCAACCUGGGACAGAACAAAUUCCCAAGACUUCGGCCGUCCGCGUUCCAGUACCUCAAGUACUUGAGGACUCUGGAAGUGAGCGGCUCAGCCGUGCUUCGGUGCAUCGACCGAGGAGCCUUCGCCGAAAACACUGACCUUGAAAGCAUUCGGAUGACGCACAACAUCAACUUCCGGUGCAUAGAGCCUGGAGCGUUCGAUGGCCUGGCUGGUCUGAAGCAUUUGAUUCUGCGGGGCAACGGCUUCUCGACUUUUGAUGAAUCGCUUCUCGAGUGGUACGAGCUGCAGGAGCUCGAUCUGAGGGACAAUCCUCUGGUCUGUAACUGCACUGCCCUGUGGCUGUGGCACAUGUGCAGUGCCCGCAACGCGACAAAUUCACCGCUCACUCCGGAGACGUCGCUGGUCCGCUGUGGUGGUGGGCCACCAGCGCUCAAGGACAAAUUACUGAGAGACAUUGGCUCCGCGGACUUGGGCUGCUACGACGCGGUGCUUCGGCGGCAGAUCAUCAUCGGAGUCGUGGCGGCAGCUGCGAUAUUAUUCGCACUCAUCGUGGCCCUCGGUUUCCGAUUUCGGGAACGCGUCGCCGGCGUCCUCAAGAACAAGUGGGGAAGCGGAACCAAGGAGCCGCAGUACCACAAGACGCACGGCGAAGACGACAACAGCAUGUGUCAAGUGGCUCACCAGCCCUUGAAAUUGAUACCCGUGACAGAACUGUGAUAAACGCCUUGACGCUGUGGUGCAUUGCGUAUGGAAAGUGCUCUGCGCGGAUUCAUGAAGCCCAGGAUAUGUUUUGCUACCUUUACUGGUAUAUUUUACCACCUACCCCACAUUGUCCGACAUGGCCAUGUUAUCUUGCCGACUUAAUGCUGACCUCUGGCUACGAGGAAUUCUGCUCUAUCCGACUCAAAGAGGGUUUUAUUUGACAACUGACAAUUGUCUUCUAUGGCCUCGCCGUCUGCAAGGUUAAUCAUUAAGCAUGCAUCUAUUACGCAUGCAUUAAGCAUUGUUGUUUCACUUUGUAGGUUUGUUAGCGCAUUGCCUAGGCUUCUCGUCUCCUCGCUCCUGUCCGAGGGAAAUGUCUCUCCAUGCACUUAUCCUAUUAAAGGGCAAAAUUUACUGCCACAGCGUCUGACAUAAACAGCGCCAAGAACGCUCUACAAUACACUUUUAGGAGCAAAUCCGGAGGGGAAAGAAGGGACGCAACGUGUGUGACUUUCCAAGCAGAACGAUCGCCCCCUUCGCGAAUGCAAAGUGUUCGUGAGAAGUCUUGAUUGAGCCGAACUGUGUUUUGCCGCAGAGCUUGAGAUGUCGCGGUGUGGCCGCGCGACCUUUGCCAGCGCGCGCAUCGUGCUGGAAGUGACAUUUUGGAAACCACGUUUUCUUUUGCCUGUUUACCCCUAGUAAGAUCACAAAGUGUAGCGUCUGCGUUCCUUUCCACAGGAAGACCGCCCACAGUACUGUUGCGGUAUGUGAGGACGUUUCUGCGAAGGCACGAACGAGUCGCCGAGCAGCUAAUGGUGUAGAAGAGCCAUAGCUUUUUAAUAUCUCGUGGUUGAAGCGCACUCUGGUGUCCCUCCUUUGUACAUAGCGUGGAGCCCAAGUAUGUGUGGCUGCUCGUUCAUUCCUUUCCUUUGUGUGUCGAUGACGAUGAUGAUUUCCCGCUCUCGCUUUCUCUUCUCUCUCUAUUUCUGCCUUUCCUCAGCGACCAUCACUCGCUCUUGAGCAGUGGCCUGGUUCUUUGUGUACAGAUGUGUACUUGUGUUUGUGUUCGACAACCUUUUUCUGGAAGUGCUCCGUCGUAUUGUACUACCCGCCUACGAUUCAGAUCCUGCAGACAAAGACCGUUUUCGUGGUGCCCGCAUGUGGAAAAGCAUGUAAAGGGACAACUUGUGCAUGGCAUGUAACUCUUUCUGCCGCUUCUGAGGCCCCUCUCGACAUGAUUGGGAAGCGAGAACAGGCUCUGUCAUUCGAUAUAAGUACGCCUUGUCAUUCCAGUGCAGAGAAAGAAACCUUAGUACAUCAGGAUUACAUCACUGUACGACAAAGACUGUAUAGAAGGAAAGGAUAGCGGAGAAGACGGGCCUCGACGGCUCAUCUAUAAGACAAACCGUGGAGGGCUCUGCUUUUCUCGCUUGUUGUGUAAAACUACAACAACAAAACAACAACACAAAGUCUCCUUUCUUGAAGUCAGUGCCCCAGUAGCGCCACCGGAAUGGCCCAUGUCUGCGAAUGAGCGAAAAAAAAAAAAUUCUUGGCAUAUGAAACCCAGAGACUUUGGUUCACUUGUCGCAGCCUUAAUUAGUAACCCCGUAAGUGAAGCUUUGGGAAGCGUUACUAUAAUAAUCGGUUUAGAAAUCCUGUUCGCUCGAUGCACAGUGUUGCAAUGAAAAAAGUUAAUCUCACUGUUAAUGACCUUAGCGGAGGUAGUGCGGAAAGCGCUUCGUUCUUUUCCUAUAUCGGUUCUGCCGUCUUUCCCGAGCUAACGUGCUCUCUUCUUCAAGUGAACAGGGAGUCUAGUAUACAUAGGGUUGUGGUGAACCGCCACAGUGUGGCCGGCUGUGAAUAGCUCGACGACUGUAAAGUAUGGGUAAACCGCCGUGUUUUGUUUUCCUGUAAUUUAUUUUUGAAAGUUUUUAGCCAGUUGGAGGAGCUUUACGGUUCCGUUACUUACGCGAUGGUACACAGGGCAUUCCGUUUCCGUUUUUUGUGUUGUACGUGCAGCGCGUUUGUAAAGAAAAACAAACAAAAAGAAAGCUCUCAGUCUCGCAUCCCAGUUAGAAAGUUGACCUGAACUUUGUUCGCGCAGCCUAAAGAAAGACUUAACGACUUCAGUGACGCCGCAUAAACUGCUCUGCCAACGUGGACGCCAGAAGCUGAUGUUGAGGAAGAUAGCGAAGGUGGUGAUUAUUCAGGCAUAAUACUCCCCAGACGAGAGCUUCUACUCGGCAAGAUUUCUUCUUUCUUUAUGUACAUAUCACGCUAAUGUGGCGCGGACAAAGCCUUUAAAAGUUUGGCCUGCUAGCGCAUUAAACAUUCAUGGAAUUGCUCAAAGCAGUGCGCCUCUUAUUUUGCUUUCUUUUAACCCAGAUUUUAUGCUUGAUGAGGUCAUGGGCGACGCCUCGCCCUUUGCUUUUGUUGCCGGGUCGUUGCGAAAAGAGCCCGCCGCGAAAAUUAAAGUGUCUCGCAGGCGCCGGUGGAUAGCGAAGCGCGGUCAACUGUUUUGUGUGAGAAAACAAAUUCAAGACUCCGCGUGAGAAGCUUGAUUUAUGCGACCUAAUGACCAGUUGCGUGUUUUGCCUUGAAGCCGCCAUUGCCUAAUGGAGCAGCUGAGUGCAAAGUGAGGUAAGCGAAUGACCACCAUUCUCUUUUCGGUGCCUCGGACUCGUUUCUCUUUCAGCAAUCUUUUGUGCAAGAGUGAUGCUCUACAAAGGGAAAAAAAAAGGAAUAUGGCAGCUCAGGUGUUGUUUUGGAAUAUUUAUUCUACUCUUACCAAGGCAGUUGUGCUCUCUUACGGGCGAAUAGUUCAAGCCUGCUUAUUAUAUAUUUGUGAGUGCGUUCUUUUUUUUUUUGCUUUAUUAGGCAGCUGCUCAUUUCGUGGCAUUUGAUGGCGCAAGAAGAAAGCAGGCCGGUGUUAUAUGCUUUUGGCGCCGUUGGCUAGUCUGUGACAUUCCGCGCUUAGUGAUGAUUACGCAUGUCGAGAGAGAAUGCAGUGAUUCGCUCAUAGGUGAAUAAAAGCACGUACUUGCCUCCAGUCAAUUACUAUUUACGUAAACCUGGUGAAUGCUUAGCACGGAGGACGUCUGCACACGCCGACUUGCCGUGCAACCAAGGUAUUGGGUCCAUGCUGCUGUGGUAUUGGGGUGUUGGGGGUGUGCUCACUGCUUCCCUUACGGACUUAUUUUCUUUAUUUUCUCAAAAAAGGCAGUGUCUCCUCUGUAUGCAUAAUGACCAGCGCGCAAGAUAAAAGUAUGGUGGUGGCACUCUUUGAUGCAUAAAAAAAAAAGAAGGCCAGCAGCUGAAGCAGCGCAAGAAUAUGAGAGUAAAAAUGGAAUUGUAAGGCACUUACAGAGGUCUAUCAUGCUGCGUUGUUUUCUCACUGAAGCGGUAGCAAUGAGCAAACGCGAAGGUUUUGCUCGAUGUGGCAUCAAAUAUGCAGGCCACUGAAGUGCUACUUAACAGCUCCCUAUUAAAAUAUGACGAGAAGGAAAUCCUAAAUUCUCGGGUCUUAAGUGCCAAAAUCACGAUCUCAUUAUGAGAGCCGCCGUAUGGUUGGGCACUCUGGCUUCAUUUAGACCGCCUGGGCUUCCUUAACGUGCACCUAGAUCUAAGCACACGGGCGUAUUUAUUUAUUUGUAUAUUUAUUUAUUAUUGUUUAUUAUUUUUUUUCUUACAUUUCGCUCACAUGCUAAUACGGCUGCCAUGGAAACAUUAAUCGCAAUCAGCCGUUGCUGAUCCUCGAGGUCGGAGCUGGCCAAGGCUCUCUCCCAAAGCUCGUUAGUGGGGUAAGGGUUCGGAGGAUUUAAUGAGCAUCGAACGCGUAAUGCGGAGACGUGGGUUCGUAUCCCACUUGCGGCCAUUUUUGUUUUCACCCAC
This is a messenger RNA of Dermacentor albipictus, 6381 nucleotides long. RefSeq names its product leucine-rich repeat neuronal protein 3-like. The record is from RefSeq and is a predicted model, not a curated record. Gene Ontology annotation, molecular function: protein binding. NCBI's taxonomy places the organism in Eukaryota, Metazoa, Arthropoda, Arachnida, Ixodida, Ixodidae.